UGUUUUGAAUUGGCGUAUGGGACAAAUAACGGAAUUUUGCCUCGAAAUGAUAUUAUGGAGCAAUCUUCCUCUCAACAAAUGGACAUUUCCUUUACUUCAAUGGAUACUUCCACCAAUAAUGACAAAAAACCUGAUCGGAUGGAACAACUUUUGAAGGAAAUUGAGAAUGAAGUUGGACAAAAUGAUGAACAAAAGCUGGACAAGAAAAAAGGUUUCUUUUGUUAAUUUUAUUUUUAAGAAUCAGGUAUGGGGGUAGAUAUCUCUUUAGUCAAUUGUGGGAAGUAAGUAAGUCCAUUUUUCUAACAAUAAGCUUG
This is a messenger RNA of Meloidogyne enterolobii, 314 nucleotides long. The record is from the annotation of a GenBank genome assembly. NCBI's taxonomy places the organism in Eukaryota, Metazoa, Nematoda, Chromadorea, Rhabditida, Meloidogynidae.